AUGGUCAGAUUAGGACCCAAGCCACCUCAGCACAGAAAAGGCACCUUCACCGGUGUCUCGCAAGAGUUGCUCGAUGAGAUCCACAAAAUGGAGAAAAUGUUCACCGUUUCCGGCGAAACCUUAGACAAGAUCUCGGACCAUUUUGCCUCUGAGUUGACCAAAGGCUUGUCCAAGGCCGGAGGCAAUAUCCCCAUGAUCCCAGGUUGGGUUGUUGACUACCCAACUGGUGAAGAAAAAGGUGAAUACUUGGCCAUUGACUUGGGAGGAACCAACUUGAGAGUGGUGUUGGUAUCUUUGUUGGGCAACCACAAGUUUGACACCACCCAGUCGAAAUACGCUUUGCCCAAGCACAUGAGAACCGCCAAGAGCGAGGAGUUGUGGAGCUUCAUUGCCGACUGCUUGGCCAAGUUCAUCGAGGAGUUCUUCCCUGACGGAGUCAAAAGUCCCUUGCCUUUGGGUUUCACCUUCUCUUACCCUGCCUCUCAAGACAGAAUCACCGAGGGUUACUUGCAAAGAUGGACCAAAGGCUUCGACAUUGAGGGCGUCGAAGGUAAAGACGUUGUGCCCAUGUUGCAGGAUGCCAUUGCCAAGCAGAACCUCCCUGUUGAGGUUGUUGCUUUGAUCAACGACACCACCGGUACGUUGGUGGCCUCCAUGUACACAGAUGCUGAGACUAAGAUGGGUCUUAUCUUUGGUACCGGUGUGAACGGUGCAUACUACGAGGUCUGCGGUGACAUUCCAAAGUUGGAAGGCAGAUUGGAAGACGACAUCACCCCAGAGCUGCCAAUGGCUAUCAACUGCGAGUAUGGUUCUUUUGACAACGAGCUCGUGGUGUUGCCAAGAACAAAGUACGACGUGAUCAUUGACAAAGAGUCUCCAAGACCUGGCCAGCAGUCGUUCGAGAAAAUGAUCUCGGGUUACUACUUGGGUGAGCUUUUGAGAUUGAUCCUUCUCGAGUUGGCUGAAGAGAAACACUUGAUUUUCGAUGGCCAGGACUUGACCAAGUUGCACGAGAGCUUCAUUAUGGAUACCUCGUUCCCUGCUCGUAUCGAGGAGGACCCAUUCGAAAACUUGUCUGAUGUUCAGGAUCUUUUCCAGACCCACUUGAACAUCCAGACCACUGUGGCCGAGAGAAAGGUGAUCAGAAGAUUGUCCGAGUUGCUCGGUGAGAGAUCCGCCAGAAUGUCCGUGUGUGGCAUUGCUGCCAUUUGCAAAAAGAGAGGCUACAAGACCGCCCACUGUGCUGCCGACGGUUCUGUUUACGAAAAAUACCCAUACUUCAAGGAGAGAGCCGCCCAGGCCUUGAGAGACAUCUUUGGCUGGGCCGACGACCAGGAGGACCCGAUUGUCAUUGUGCCUGCUGAAGAUGGUUCUGGUGUCGGUGCCGCUGUCAUUGCCGCCUUGACUGAACAAAGAUUGAAGGAGGGCAAGUCUGUCGGUGUGAAAAAGGCAUGA
This is a messenger RNA of Candidozyma auris, 1455 nucleotides long. RefSeq names its product hexokinase 2 (gene HXK2). Lineage: Eukaryota; Fungi; Ascomycota; Pichiomycetes; Serinales; Metschnikowiaceae. Gene Ontology annotation, molecular function: glucokinase activity; fructokinase activity; mannokinase activity. Gene Ontology annotation, biological process: intracellular glucose homeostasis; glycolytic process; glucose 6-phosphate metabolic process. The record is from RefSeq and is a predicted model, not a curated record. Gene Ontology annotation, cellular component: cytosol; mitochondrion. The coding region runs from base 1 to 1455 and encodes 484 amino acids. The transcript has a single exon.